This is a messenger RNA of Entamoeba invadens IP1, 576 nucleotides long. RefSeq lists its product as hypothetical. Bases 1 to 576 code for a protein of 191 amino acids. The record is from RefSeq and is a predicted model, not a curated record. Gene Ontology annotation, cellular component: post-mRNA release spliceosomal complex; U2-type spliceosomal complex. The transcript has a single exon. Gene Ontology annotation, biological process: mRNA splicing, via spliceosome. NCBI's taxonomy places the organism in Eukaryota, Evosea, Mastigamoebida, Endamoebidae.
AUGAGUAUAACAAGAGAGGACAAUGAUACCCCCGGACUUCUCUCACAAAUCGAAUUUUCCGAAUCCCUCACACAAACACAACCCAAGCGAUGUAUGACAGUUAACUUGAAAAUGCCAUUUGAUAUUUGGUGUCAGCAAUGCAACAAACAAAUUGCCAAAGGGAGUCGCAUAAGUGCGGAAAAACGGACGGUUGGGUUUCAUUUCUCCGCACGUAUAUUUGAGUAUGUGGUGUACUGCAAAAAUUGCAACCAGAAGAUUUCCCUUCGAAACGACCCUCAAACAGAGGACUACAAACUUGUACUUGGCGCGCGUGCGACUCGUCCGUUUUCACAAAGGCAAGACAAACACACCAAAUUAUUGAAACUUGCUACUGAACCACACAAAGACGUGUCAUCGCAUUUUGACAGUCACCGCGAAAUUAGUGAAGAACUGACUGGGCGUUGGGGUGUUUUAGAGCAACAAAUGCUCACCGAAGAACAGAACGCAAUUGAUGAUUUCGACAUCAACCAGAUGCUUCGCAAAAAGAGGAGUAAAAAGGUUCUACGUCCACUUUCAGAGAAAAGUGUAUACGUAUAG